This is a messenger RNA of Spea bombifrons (plains spadefoot toad), 3082 nucleotides long. RefSeq names its product nuclear receptor subfamily 4 group A member 2 (gene NR4A2). Gene Ontology annotation, cellular component: nucleus; transcription regulator complex. Gene Ontology annotation, molecular function: RNA polymerase II cis-regulatory region sequence-specific DNA binding; zinc ion binding; nuclear glucocorticoid receptor binding. NCBI's taxonomy places the organism in Eukaryota, Metazoa, Chordata, Amphibia, Anura, Pelobatidae. The record is from RefSeq and is a predicted model, not a curated record. Gene Ontology annotation, biological process: dopaminergic neuron differentiation; regulation of transcription by RNA polymerase II; central nervous system neuron differentiation. The transcript is spliced from 8 exons. The coding region runs from base 253 to 2046 and encodes 597 amino acids.
GGCACAUUGGAGGGAAGGGCUCAGAGCGCUGAUCACCGCUCACUACUAGCGCUGCUCCUGCCCCAGCCACAGGGAUGUGCACACAGCUGCAUGCCUAGAGGAGCUGCCCCCACAGCGCUGCAAAAACCUUUGCCGGAACCUGGGUUCUAAACAGAACGUUUUUGAUUUCAUCUUGGAAAGUUUGUCUUAACGAUAAUUACAACACUGUCCUCUUUCAAUUCCAUCGACAAGGAGCUGACCUCGGCUGAAGCCAUGCCCUGUGUUCAGGCUCAAUAUGGGUCAUCGCCUCAAGGAGCCAGCCCAGCUUCCCAGAACUACAGUUACCACUCAUCUGGAGAAUACAGCUCCGAUUUCUUAACUCCAGAGUUUGUGAAGUUUAGCAUGGACCUCACCAACACUGAAAUCACUGCCACCACUUCUCUCCCCAGUUUUAGUACCUUUAUGGACAACUACAGUACCAGCUACGAAGUCAAGCCUCCUUGCUUGUAUCAAAUGCCCAUCUCUGGCCAGCAGUCUUCUAUAAAAGUUGAAGAUAUUCAAAUGCACAGCUACCAGCAACACAGCCACUUGCCACCCCAAAGCGAGGAGAUGAUGCCACACUCAGGCUCUGUCUACUACAAACCCUCUUCACCUCCAACCUCCAGCACUCCGGGUUUCCCUGUCCAGCACAGUUCAAUGUGGGAUGACCCUGGCACACUUCACAGCUUCCAUCAAAAUUAUGUUGCCACCACCCACAUGAUUGAUCAGAGGAAAGGUCCUGUUUCCAGACUUUCCCUGUUCUCUUUCAAACAAUCUCCGCCUGGAACUCCAGUGUCUAGUUGUCAAAUGAGGUUUGAUGGCCACCAUGUUUCCAUGAACCCCGAGCAGUCAGGAGCUCACCAUGUGGUAGACGGACAGACUUUUGCAGUCCCUAACCCUAUAAGAAAACAAGCAUCUAUGGGUUUUCCUGGACUCCAGCUUGGCCAUGCAUCUCAAUUGAUAGACAGCCAGGUCCCUUCUCCACCAUCCAGAGGAUCCCCAUCAAACGAGGGUCUCUGUGCUGUAUGUGGGGACAAUGCUGCUUGCCAACACUAUGGAGUUCGUACGUGUGAAGGGUGCAAAGGGUUUUUCAAGCGCACAGUCCAGAAAAAUGCCAAAUAUGUUUGUUUAGCGAAUAAAAACUGUCCGGUUGACAAACGACGCAGGAACAGAUGUCAGUAUUGUCGCUUUCAGAAGUGCCUAGCAGUCGGCAUGGUCAAGGAAGUGGUUCGUACAGACAGUUUAAAGGGACGGAGGGGUCGCUUGCCAUCCAAACCCAAGAGCCCCCAGGAGCCAUCACCCCCCAGCCCCCCGGUGAGCCUGAUCAGUGCCCUGGUGAGAGCCCACGUCGACUCCAAUCCUGCAGUGAGCAGCUUGGACUAUUCCAGGUUUCAGGCUAACCCAGAAUUUCAGAUGACUGGAGAUGACACACAACAUAUACAGCAAUUCUAUGAUCUCCUCACUGGAUCUAUGGAGAUCAUUAGAGGUUGGGCAGAUAAGAUCCCAGGGUUUUCUGAGCUCCACAAACAGGAUCAAGAUCUUCUCUUCGAAUCAGCUUUCUUGGAACUCUUUGUAUUACGAUUAGCAUACAGGUCUAACCCAUCAGAGGGCAAGCUGAUUUUCUGCAAUGGUGUGGUCUUACACAGGCUGCAGUGUGUCCGUGGGUUUGGGGAGUGGAUAGAUUCCAUUGUGGAAUUUUCCUCUAAUCUGCAAAGUAUGAGCAUUGACAUAUCUGCAUUUUCCUGUAUUGCUGCACUGGCUAUGGUUACAGAGAGACAUGGCCUUAAAGAACCAAAAAGAGUAGAGGAACUUCAGAACAAGAUUGUCAACUGCCUGAAAGAUCACGUGACUUUUAAUAAUGGGGGGUUAAAUCGCCCCAAUUACCUUUCCAAGCUCCUUGGGAAGCUUCCUGAACUCCGCACCCUUUGCACACAGGGUCUACAACGCAUUUUCUAUCUCAAACUAGAAGAUCUGGUGCCCCCUCCAGCCAUUAUUGACAAACUCUUCCUGGACACUUUACCCUUCUAAGACAUUUCAGUAAACCCUUAAGAAACUUUACCCAGUUUGAGGACUCUGCUUAUGAAAAGCUGCAGUUUGCCAGGAGAAACCCAUGCCGUCUUUGCCAAGGGCAGAAGGGAGGACUGGCAUCCUUGGCCACUUCUUGGAUACCAAGAUUGAAAUCAACAAACACACUGCUAUCAACUUUUAAGGUUUUGCCAAAAUUCCUUAUAUACUACAAGAGACAACGUCUUAAUAAUAAAAAGUAUAUUUGCUCAGCUAAGAACGACCCAAAUUCCUAGAGUAUUAUGGUGACCCACCAACAUUACCCUGCCAGAGACUAAAGUUUUCUGUUGUAAAGGAAAGCUGUAAUAUAUUGUGAAAAAAUAAUAAAAAAUAAUAAUAAUAAAUGUUCAGUGGGUGGCAUGAAGAAGGAUAACGGCUUGUACAUGUAUAAGAUACAGUUUAGCUAUUUUUAAUUAUUUUGUGCCUAUUUAUGAAUAAAUAUCAAACCGAUUCUACAAGCUGUGUUUGCAAAAAAAAAAAAUAGAAAAAAUAAUUAAAAAUCACAAAAAAUGAUAAAGCUUAAAAAAGAAGCAUGUUUAUACAGUGCUAGAUCGGGAAAAGUUAUAGGCAAUUGCUAUUUCAGUAAUGUCUAUAUUAUAUAAAUAGUAUUCAGACACUAUGUAGUCUGUUAGAUUUUAUAAAGAUUGGUAGUUAUACGAAAUUUAAUUUUGUUUCUCAACUGUACCAUAAGUGGGAAUAUGUAUUAUUAAUUAAUAAUCACGACAGAGGACACAUUGUGUUUGUAACACCGUCCAACAUUCCUUGUUUGUAAGUGUUGUAUGUACUGUUGAUGUUGAUAUAAAAGGUUUAUAUCUUAAUUAUUUUGUUGUCUAUGGCUAAGUUAAACUUGCAUGCAAAAGCUUUUAUCAGUUUCCAGUUAAUGCAUACAUCACUGGAAAUUACCGAGCACUUUGAAUUAUUUUCCCCAAAUUUUACAAAAAGAUUGUCAACUAAUAUAUUAUUUCAUGUUUAAGUAAAAUUUGAAACAUUGCCAUAAUCU